GACGCGACCAGGACGCGGGGAGGACGCACCAGCAGGACAGACCGACCGGGGGCCCGGCGGGCGGAGGGCAGCGCAGCCACGUCCUCCCUGGAUCCGCCGGCAGCCGGGCCCGGGGCUUUCGACAUGCCCCCCAGGAGAGUGUGCUGGGCAGACGAUGCUGGACACGAUGGAGGCGCCCGGACACUCCCGGCAGCUGCUACUGCAGCUCAACAGCCAGCGCACCAAAGGCUUCUUGUGCGACGUGAUCAUCGUGGUGCAGAACGCCCUCUUCCGCGCGCACAAGAACGUGCUGGCCGCCAGCAGCGCCUACCUCAAGUCCCUGGUGGUGCACGAUAACCUGCUCAACUUGGACCAUGACAUGGUGAGCCCGGCCGUGUUCCGCCUGGUGCUGGACUUUAUCUACACCGGCCGCCUGGCUGACGGCGCGGAGGAGGCGGCGGCGGCGGCCGUGGCCCCGGGGGCCGAGCCGAGCCUGGGCGCUGUGCUGGCCGCCGCCAGCUACCUGCAGAUCCCCGACCUCGUGGCUCUGUGCAAGAAACGCCUCAAGCGCCACGGCAAGUACUGCCACCUGCGGGGUGGCGGCGGCGGCGGCGGCGGCUACGCGCCCUACGGCCGGCCAGGCAGGGGCCUGCGGGCCGCCACGCCGGUCAUCCAGACCUGCUACCCGUCCCCGGCCGGGCCUCCGCCGCCGCCCGCCGCGGAGCCGCCCCCGGGCCCCGAGGCCGCCGUCAACACGCACUGCGCCGAGCUGUAUGCCUCGGGGCCCGGCCCGGCCGCCGCCCUCUGUGUCUCGGAGCGCCGCUGCUCCCCUCUGUGCGGCCUGGACCUGUCCAAAAAGAGCCCCCCAGGCUCCGCGGCGCCAGAGCGGCCGCUGGCUGAGCGCGAGCUGCCCCCGCGCCCGGACAGCCCUCCCAGCGCCGGUCCCGCCGCCUACAAGGAGCCGCCGCUCGUCCUGCCGCCGCUGCCGCUGCCCUUCCAGAAGCUGGAGGAGGCCGCACCGCCCUCGGACCCGUUUCGCGGCGGCAGCGGCAGCCCGGGACCCGAGCCCGCCGGCCGCCCCGACGGGACGAGUCUCCUUUACCGCUGGAUGAAGCACGAGCCGGGUCUGGGUAGCUAUGGCGAUGAGCUGGGCCGGGAGCGCGGCUCCCCCAGCGAGCGCUGCGAAGAGCGCGGUGGGGACGCGGCCGUCUCGCCCGGGGGACCCCCGCUUGGCCUGGCGCCGCCGCCGCGCUACCCAGGCAGCCUGGACGGGCCUGGCGCAGGCGGCGACGGCGACGACUACAAGAGCAGCAGCGAGGAGACCGGCAGCAGCGAGGACCCCAGCCCGCCCGGUGGCCACCUCGAGGGCUACCCCUGCCCACACCUGGCCUACGGCGAGCCCGAGAGCUUCGGCGACAACCUGUACGUGUGCAUCCCGUGUGGCAAGGGCUUCCCCAGCUCUGAGCAGCUGAACGCGCACGUGGAGGCGCACGUGGAGGAGGAGGAGGCGCUGUACGGCAGGGCCGAGGCGGCCGAAGUGGCCGCGGGGGCCGCCGGCCUCGGCCCCCCUUUUGGAGGUGGCGGGGACAAGGUCGCCGGGGCUCCGGGGGGCCUGGGAGAGCUGCUGCGGCCCUACCGCUGCGCGUCGUGCGACAAGAGCUACAAGGACCCGGCCACGCUGCGGCAGCACGAGAAGACGCACUGGCUGACCCGGCCCUACCCGUGCACCAUCUGCGGGAAGAAGUUCACGCAGCGCGGGACGAUGACGCGCCACAUGCGCAGCCACCUGGGCCUCAAGCCCUUUGCGUGCGACGCGUGCGGCAUGCGGUUCACGCGCCAGUACCGCCUCACCGAGCACAUGCGCAUCCACUCCGGCGAGAAGCCCUACGAGUGCCAGGUGUGCGGCGGCAAAUUCGCGCAGCAACGCAACCUCAUCAGCCACAUGAAGAUGCACGCUGUGGGGGGUGCGGCCGGCGCAGCCGGGGCGCUGGCGGGCUUGGGGGGGCUCCCCGGCGUCCCCGGCCCGGACGGCAAGGGCAAGCUCGACUUCCCCGAGGGCGUCUUCGCCGUGGCCCGCCUCACGGCCGAGCAGCUGAGCCUGAAGCAGCAGGACAAAGCGGCUGCGGCCGAGCUGCUGGCGCAGACCACGCACUUCCUGCACGACCCCAAGGUGGCGCUGGAGAGCCUCUACCCACUGGCCAAGUUCACGGCCGAGCUGGGCCUCAGUCCUGACAAAGCGGCCGAGGUGCUGAGCCAGGGCGCCCACCUGGCGGCCGGGCCCGACGGCCGGACCAUCGACCGUUUCUCUCCCACCUAGUGCGCCCCUGGCCCGCCCGCCCACCCAGUCGCUGCUGCGCGGCCCGGGCCUGCACCCCGGGGGCGGCGGGGGCGGAGCGCAGGCCAACCGUGCCCAGGACAACCCCAGCCCCCACGACUGCGUCUCCGCAGUGGCGGCCCCACCUCUGGCGGCCUCACCUGGCCUCACUGCUUUGUGCCUUAGCUCGGGGGGAGGGGGGUAACCCCGGGACGGGGAUGGGAUGGGGUAAGGGAAAUCUAUAUUUUUGAUAUCAGCUUUGACCAAAGGAGACCCCAGGCUCCUCCCCGCCUCUUCCUGUGGUUCGUUGGCCCCCUCCCCUGGCUCCGCGCUGCUCUUAGUGGGAGGGGUGUCACUUUUGGGGCACUCCUGGCCCUACCUCCGGCCCUUGCGACCACACCCAUUCUCACUGUGAAUCUCCCCGCUGGGGUCGGAGCGUCGGGCACAGCUGGGGAGUGGGGAGGGGACUGAGCCGGCCGGAGGGCCCCCCGCACCCCGCUCCCCCCCACCCCGGGACUGAUAAUGUGAAGUUCCUCAUUUUGCACAAGUGGCACUAGCCCCAGGGCCAACCCUUCCUUCCUCGACCACCGAGGGCGGGGAGUUCUGGAGUCAAGAGGUUUAAGAGCCCUGGCCUACCAGCUCACCCACUCCCACGGUGCCCCCUCCCUUCCCUGGGGCCCCGGACCAUAUUUAUUGCAUGCGCCCCGGCGGCCCCCCAUCCCGAGCCCAGGCUGGGCUGGGCUGGAUCGCGGUCUCUUUAGCUCCCUCCUCUUUGUGUAUUUCCUACCUUGUACACAGGCUCUUCCAGAGCCGCUUCCAUUUUCUAUACUCGAACCAAACAGCAAUAAAGCAGUAACCAAGGA
Molecule: messenger RNA, 3156 nt
Organism: Callithrix jacchus (white-tufted-ear marmoset)
Lineage: Eukaryota; Metazoa; Chordata; Mammalia; Primates; Cebidae
Gene: HIC1
Product: HIC ZBTB transcriptional repressor 1
Biological process (GO): regulation of transcription by RNA polymerase II
Cellular component (GO): nucleus
Molecular function (GO): DNA-binding transcription factor activity, RNA polymerase II-specific; protein binding
Source: RefSeq, a predicted model, not a curated record